AUGGGCUAUGGCAUUGGGAACCAUAGCCCUUACAAUGAUCAUGGCACAGGCGUUCGCUACUUGAUGAUCCUGGCGUCGUUCGUGGACGAAGCGAACUUCGAAGCCUACGGAGAGGACAUCAUAGUUAAGCUUGCUUCGGCCGAAGGGGACCUCAGCUUCAUUACCGAACAGGCUUUCUGGGGAAUCCUCACUCUAGUUGCGGUUCCUAGGUCCAAUUACCUGAUACUAGACCUACAUGGUGUAGUCCUCCGGCCGCCAACCUAUGGCCACUCUGGACACGUGCCGAACCGCCUCUCCCUACUUGCAAAUGUCAGGGAUGAUGACCUUUAUGAGGCCGCUGCCGAGCAGAUUGGCAGUACCGUCUCCCAGCUCUGCUUUCAGAAAGAUCCUAGCGGGUUCUCUCAGGGAGACUUUACCUAUAGAGGUAGGCUUGGGCCGAUGCCUCCUCGAUUCUUCGAUGCGUCGAUCCACAAGUCCCCGUCGUUCGAUGGUAGACUCUACUGCCUCAUUCUCGACCCGUGGAUCCAGUGGACCUCCUUCUUGUUGCAUGCAAACCUUCCGGUAAUUGGAUACGGCGCUGCCAUCCCACCUGUUCUUGACCUCGCUGACUUACUGUUCGAUGGUGAUGGCUGGGAGCAGGAACCACCGCUUGCCUUUUCCUCCUCGUUCUCACACUUCUGGGUGCUCCACGAGGGAGGCUCUCGCGGGAUUGAUGCCGAUUACCAUAAGAUCGACACUGCCUAUGGCUUUCAGGAAUUUGCUGCUGAUGCCCUGCAGUUCGCUCAUUACCGUACCACUCUUAAAACAGCUGCGCCCAGGGUUGAAGAUGCUGUCUACAAGGGAGUAUUGUGUAAGGCUGUUGUCCUUGUCACUGAAUGUCUCCCAACCCUUCCUGUGCCUCCUGCUCGGAUCACUACGCCUCUGACGGUCGUGUUCCUUGAUAUGAGGCCGGUACUGCGCGGCUUUGAGUGGCGUAUCCUUGUCCGAGGUGAAUCAGACCUUGAGGUCUUCAAGCAAGGUCUUCGCAUUGAGGUCCCGGAGGGCUUUGCGCUUCGGAUUGUUGGUGGCAGACCUCGAGUCUGGAAUGCAGCCAUCGAUGGCUUUCCUUGCCGGUCCGUCAUCAUUGUCAGUGAAGCAGACCCACAAAAUCAUGCUGACACUUCUUGGAUACUCAUCGACGUCCGGGGCCUGUUUCUCGGAUGGCGUUCUAUACCAGCGCCCCGUGGCCAGAUCUCCUGUCGUGAUAUCCUUGAUGAUCUCCUUCGGGAGUUGGGCUCCGGAUGGAGGUUGUGGUUCCGGGAUUUGCCACUGCAUACAGACCUCCUUGAGGUGCGCACGGGCCAAAUCUUUGUAGUAGAAGUACUGCACGACAGGGCUAUUCCGCCAGCGGGCCGGAUCCAAGAAGUGCAGCCUGAUGAGGCCGCCGAUGGGCCGGUUGAUGCGCUCUCUCAUGGCUCUGCUGACCGUAAUCCAUCAGCCAGCGGGGAUCCGGGUGGGUCCUCGGCUGCUUCUGCUGCAGAGCCCCACUCUGUGCUAGGGGCAGAUGGUGUAACUCCUGACCCACCCACCGACGCCGGUUCUCAUGACAGGCAAGGUUUACAGACUGGAGUCGCCUUUGCCGAGGUUCCUUUUCUUCUGCUUAAGCCGAACUUUGCUCAGGUUGCACUUGUGGUUUGCAUGCCCCACUGGCGACACCCGGGUUCAAUCAUUGCUAUCGAUGGCCGUGCCAUCAACAAUAGGAUGGUGACCUGGUUGUCAUUCGGCCAGUCAACGCAGGCAUUCAUAUCGUUCAUAGCCUGGCAGAUCGUCUACAGACCGGGGAUGGGUGGGCAGUCCCAGCCCAUAGGCAACAUAGAGCCCGACAAGCAAUCGCUGAGAGCCUUGGCAUUCGUAACCAGGUUCGCAGGUAGAUGCCCGCCUGGCUACUGCAUUGGCCGUAUUGUGCAGGGGACCCGUUUCUGCCCUUUGCAAGAUCCCUUUCUUAUUCAGGAUGGUGAUGUCGUCACCCUCGCAUUCCGGGGUACACAAGCAGAAACAGAUGAGCUCGGUCCUGGGCCUGAUGACUCCCCGGGACCGUCAGGCUGGGGGGGCGAGGAGGAUGAGCCCUGGAGGACCCUACUAGAGCAGACCGAAGAAGCCAUCUCGGGGGAGGCCUUCUUCCUCGCCAGCACCCUCGUAGAGACAUUGAUUGAGCACUUUACACCACCCAGUCCUGCUCCUCCACUUGCCAUUUCUCUAGCUGACCAUUUGCCCAGAUGGGUACAGUACGAUCUCAGCUGUGUCACCCUCGGUCUUGGCAAAACGUUUGAUGAUGUUGCGCCGUUUCUGCAGGGUGGAUGGCCUUUGCCACAUACCCUCCCGGAUGGACUUCGCCUGCGUCAAGCUACUGUACGGGCGCUGGCCGAUAGCAGCUGCUCAGCCGCUUCUGAUACUGUUGGUACUGAAAUCUAUACCGAUGGUUCCUUUAAUGGUCGGAUCAGUGCUUGGGCCUUCGCUGUCAUUGACCUGGCUCCUCCCCACCGUAGCCUCAAAGGGUGGUGCCGUGGAACAGUCGCCUUGAAGGGUGAGCCAGCCUAUAUAGGAUCUGGACUGACUCCUCGGCCGUUGUUGGACAGACUAGCGGGCGACCCUUUCAAUGAACUAGUCGAUGUGCUCGCCAAGGGUCAUUGGAUCCCUGACACAAUCAUUCCAGACUUCAGGGUUCUGAGCUGGUCGCCUAGGCACCUCUUUGCUAAAUGCAUCAGGGGCGGCCUUCGUUUCUUGAUUGCGGUUUGCCACGCACCAACCGCAACUGACCCCUUAAGGGAUUCCUGGUGGGGUCAGUUUGCUGUCGACCUUCGUGGCUACGCUGGGAACUUGCCUGUCGUUAUUCUUGGAGAUCUUAAUCUUCGCCUCACCGAGCCUUGGGGAGAUAGUGUUGGUGAUCUGUGUUGGGAGGAGGGCGCUAGUCCUCCACCCCCCUUCCUCCGUCUGCUUGCACAUCAUGCACUCUGGAUACCGUCUACCUUCACUGCUUGCCACAGGGGGCUCUCCCAUACCUGGGUCUCGCCUGGACAGGGGGCACUUUCCCGCAUCGACUAUGUCAUUGUGCCCCAAGCUUGGGGGGCUGACAGCGGCUCUUCGAGAGUCCUAUACGAUGUCGAUUUUGGCCAGGCUGGCCUUGACCACUAUUCUGUUUACCUUGAGGCCUCUGCCCUUCUGCACGCUUCAUGUUCGAAGGGGCGCCGACCCCCUCGGAUCGAUGUCAGUUGUCUUCACUCCCCCGAGAAUGCCAGCAUCGUUCAGGCCAUUUGUAAGACGGCCCCUGCGGUCCCAUGGUGCAUCGAUGCUCACACACAUUAUGACCUGUUUGCCAGGCACCUGGUUGACCACCUAGCGCUGGCCUUUCCUGCCCAACAGGCCACUAAGUGUAAGACUUUCUUUUCAGAGAGCACGUGGUCCUUCCGACAGCAACGCGUCAGCUUGCGCAAGCUGGCCCAUAGAGCCUCGGCAUGGAUUACUCACUAUGAGAUACGCAUUGCUUGGGUUGCUUGGUGCUGUGAAGGCCCUUUUGGGUGGGCUGGUCUGCUGUCUCUGGCCGAUCUACUGCGCAGCAUUGCCGACCUUCGCCGCAGCGUUGGCGACCUCCGCAACCUUAAGACGACAAACGCAGCUUCACGCAUGAAGCUGCACGAGCUGCAGCCACAUGCAAGGCCGCUGGGAAAGACAGGGUCCCUGCUGACCUUCUCCGUGUCUGUCCCUCUGGACUAUCUCGGCGGCAAUGCAGCCGGUAUUUUGAAAAUAUCGCCCAACCACUGCAAGUCGGCGGUCGAGCGAUGCCGGGCCAACAGGAUGAGCUGCGCUAUUAUUUUCCUGGAUUUAAAAGAAGCCUUCCACCGGGUGGCCCGAGCAUUGGUUCACGGCGGCAAACCAGAUGAGGCAUCUAUCCAUAAUGUGAUAGCCACGCUUGGCCUCGACCCCGAGGUCGGCCCGCGCCUACAAGCCUAUGUAAGGGACCACUCGCUCAUCCGUGCUGCAGGCGGCCCUGUCGCGCUUUCUUCCAUGGUGGAAGAAACGAACUGUGACACCUGGUUCGCACAUGGGGUCCUUGAAGGGACCGCGGUUGUGAAGGCUGGCGCCCGUCCCGGAGACAACUUAGCGGACCUCAUCUUUUCCUUCCUCUUCGCUGAGUUGUUGAAAGUCCUUCGCCAGCGCUUCCAGAAGGAGGGACUUUCAUGUGCGCUGCCCUGGAAUGAGCAAUGGUUGGGCGCUGGCCCCGCUGUUGCAGAUACUCUGAGCCCAGAUGAGGCUACCAGGCCGAUCGACGUGACCUGGAUGGAUGACUUGGCGCUCCUUGUCGCGGAUUCUCGACCUGAAGGGUUAUUAGAUAAGGUAACUGCAGUGGCAACGGCUACUUUGGACGAGUGUAUGAAAGCCACAUUGGUACCGAAUCUUGCAGAAGGCAAAACGGAGUGCGUUAUAGCUCUCUACGGCCCAGGGUCUAAGAAGACAGCAGCUGCAGUUUUCCGUGGCAGCUCUCCAGAUCUGCCCCUGCACUCCAGUAUCUGGCCAGAUGCCAGGCUACGCCUGGUUUCAACGUAUAAACACGUAGGGGGCCUUGUCCAGGCUGGGGGAGGCACGAGCAAGGAGGUUCGUUCUAGGAUAGGAUCCGCUUGGGCUGCCUUUCGCCAACAUCGACGACAGGUGUUCUCCUCCCCGCUUGUGCAGAUAAGGGAUAAGUCAGUUCUCUUUACUGCCGUCGUUGAGUCCACCAUGUUCUAUGGUGUUGGGGCCUGGCCUGCCUAUGAUGCAGCUGCAACGCUCAAGUUCCAAGGAACCCUUAUGAGCAUGGCACGUCUAAUGCUCCGGCCACGCUUCUCAUACAUGCAGGCAAGACACCUCAGCGGUUUGUACGCGCUCUCCUGCUCGCGUAUUCUGCCAGCAGAAGCCAGUAUUGCUCUCGAGAGGCUUCGGCACUUCCGACUUGUUGUCUCUAAGGGGUGCGCUGAGUUUUGGGCAUUACUACACGCUGAGCAAUCCUGGCUGUGCCAAAUGCAGCAAGCGCUCAGUUGGGCUGGUACGUUGCGCGGGCGAGCUGGCCUGACCGAUCCUGAUGUGUCUGAUUGGACGACCGCCGCUGACAUAGCGCGAAAAGAGACCAGUCGAUGGAAACGGCUGGUAAAACAGACCAAGGUCAUAGCUGGCCUGGACUCCCUUUGGACCGCAGAGGUCCAACAGUAUCAUGGCCUGCUUUUCCGACAGUUGCGGCUCGCAGGGGCCUAUCUUGACGAGGUCGUUGCCGAAGCUGCUUCCCCUGAGAUUUGUGCACCGUGCGGACAGGUGUUUUCUGACAAACGUUCGUGGUCGCACCACGCGUUUAAAGUCCAUGGACGCGUGCGUGAGGAGCGCCAGCUCGUCACGGGCCAGCAAUGCCCGGUAUGCUUGCGUCACUACCGUAGCACCGAAAAGCUUUGCAAUCAUGUACGGUACUCCUCUGCAUGCAAGUCAGCCCUUAUCUGUGCUGGCACUGUCGUCGAACCCACCCCGGGUGUCGGCAGCAAAAAGUUUUUGGAUGGUUCCAAGUCACAGCUGCCUGCUGUUCAGGCGCAGGGACCUACCCAACAGUGGCAACCAGAUCGGCCGCUCUUCGAGGAACACAGGCCUUCUGCUGAGGUCCUUACUGCACUGGAGGAUCUCCUCUGCAAUGAUAGCGACACAUGUCAGUCCUACCAGGACGUCCUUGAAGCAUAUCGCAAAGCCUUUAGCUGCCACUGCCUCCAGCUCUCUCGUCUUAGAGCUACUGCCCAAGAGUGGCAGAAACGACUCCAGGAGACCUAUUCCUCUGAUGAGGAGUGGUCUGUCCAUUGGAGUAGCUGGCACAGCAAAGCUGCGGACCUGAUCCAGAGGGUCUCAUGGAAUGAUUGGCUUGUUCCUGACCCUGCUGCUCCCAAGUUUGCUGUCUCCACUUUUAAGGACGCCAGCACCCAGCUGCCUUGGCUCCUCUUUGACCAUGUACAUCUCCCCUUACCUCGCACCACUGGUCAGAUUGGACGUGUUGUAGCCGAGAAGGACCCUGGAUUUGGGACAUUCCUCUCGCACAAGGAGGCAUCAGAUUCUCCUGAACGUCUUGAUGUUGACAAGUGGACAGCUCAGAGUGUUGCUAAUUCUGUUACACUCUUCUCCUGUCUCGGACUGCUUGCGUCUCUCACGCUUCUUGGGCCCUUCCGCUCGUACAGGGAAGUUGAACCAAGGCUGCGCAGUCUGCGUCUCUUGUCAGACCUUGUUCGAGGCACCUUCCGCCUCUGGAUGCAGGGUCAUCCGUGCGUUCUCAUUGCCCAUACCCUCAUUUGCCCUGGUUUGGCAGCCCUUGGCAAGGUCGCACCCUUCUCAGUCUCGAAAGGAGACCGAACGGUGUUUGGCAAUGUUCCAUGCACGGAGUUUUUGUCUUUGUUCACCUAA
Molecule: messenger RNA, 6438 nt
Organism: Symbiodinium necroappetens
Lineage: Eukaryota; Dinophyceae; Suessiales; Symbiodiniaceae
Source: the annotation of a GenBank genome assembly